Ectocarpus sp. CCAP 1310/34 is the source of this 2129-nucleotide messenger RNA. The record is from the annotation of a GenBank genome assembly. Lineage: Eukaryota; Phaeophyceae; Ectocarpales; Ectocarpaceae.
AUGAGCACGGCGACGGUGGCGGCAGGAGUGCCCAAGAGCGAUUGGUCUCUGCCUACCCGACCGGGUCUGCAAAUCGAAGAUGAAAACGAGUAUGCGGGGGCAGCGAACGCAGCGCCGGUUCUGUAUGUGGAGGAAGCGGAGCACUUUGUGGAGAGCUUGCGAGAGUUCUCUAUUGAAGAGAUUGGGAACAGCAGCUGGUUCGAGCAAAACCGCCGACUGGCCAAGCUCAACCUUCAGGCGCACCAGAGUGCGAUGGCGAGAUCCGACGAGUACGUCCUCGAGGCCCUCCUGACGUUCGACAAGCUAGGCGUCAUCGUGCACGAGCUGCUGGCCAUCGAGGCGUGGAAGGAGUUCGUUCUUCCCCGGCUGCUGGAGACGGAGCGAGCAAGGUCGGGCAAGUGCACGAUGCGGCUCUACUUCACCCUCUACCACGAGGCCACCCUCGCGAACCUCCUGCAGGUCGCCUUGUUCCACGGGCACAUCUGCGAGCAGGCGGGAGGAGACCUGCUCAUGGAGCUCGCCGACUACUGCGCUCGCAAGAUGACCAUGCUUAUCUCCGGGCGGGCCUCGAGCAAACCGCGGAGCCCCGUCGGCGGGAGCGCCCGGGAGGUGGCGAAGGACAUAGAGGAAAGGCUCGCUAAGCUCUCUCCGGCGGAAGAGGUCCGGGGCUACCAGGAGGAGACGGAGUUCCGGGUGUGCGUGACGGCAGUGGCCCUCCUCCGCUUCCUGUGCGAGCACCUGUACCGCCUUCCCCUCGGGGUGAUGACGAGAGUGCUGGACACCCACGACGUGCUUCUCGGCCUGGUUAUCCUGGUUGAGAACCCGCCUUGGACCAGGCGGACAGAAGAGGGCACCUGGCAGAAGUUCGUGGACUUGGAGUGGAGGACCGUGGCGGCCGCCGACCUGCUGCAGGUCACCAAGACCGAGGGACAGGCAAGACAAGACUGUUCGUUGCCUGCAGUCUGGCUUGCCAUGUACCACCUCAUGUGUGAGGAGGAGUGCCGGAAGCGGUACCACUUCAACUCCUUAAGAAAGAACAACAUUCUCAGGGUUCGGAAGUACCUCAACGACAUCCUGCUGGAUCAGCUGCCGGUGCUGGCUGCCGUACAAAGGUACAUGGACGAGCUCACGAUCAUGGAGGUCCCAGAACCGCCCAGCAUGGGCACGACGGGCAGCCUCCUGAUGGAGCAGAUCCCUAAGGUGCGCCAGAGCCUCACGCGGGGCCACGAUUGGGACGCCCUAGCUCUCAGGGCCACGUCGAAACCACCGGCUAGCGGGGGGAGCGGCGGUGCCUUCUGCACCUACGAUGACGCCGAUGACCCCGACGUCAAGAGCGCCGCUGCCCUCUUCUCAGCCGGGCAGCAUGAGGAUUGGGGCGGCGGGGCGGGGGAGGGUCAGCUUGAAGAACGCGGCGCUGUCGCUGCUUCUGCGGGAAAGGCGGCGGCGAUGGAGGCCGUGCGGGCGGCAAAGGCGGAGGCCGGAGCCUCGCGCGAGAAGGGUUGGGGAGGGGGCAGCGGCGGCACCGGCGGAUGGGGCGGUGAAGCGCCGGCCUCGUCGGUCCACGCAUAGUAUACAUGUAGCAAUCGAAUGAUGUGCAUAUCAUACCCUCUCCAAGGGUGUGAGACGAAACUUUUUCAUUUUGUUUUUUCCAAGUGUACAGGGUUUUGCGGAAUUGACUUUCAUAGUGUUGUCGCUGCCCCGUAUGCUGGCUGCGCACAGAUGGACGGUCUUGUAUUCACAACUCACGCUGCUGCCUGAGUCCACGUUUGUGGAUUCGAAUGCUGGUAUAUGACACAUAUUUAGCUGGAAUUCGUGUGUUGUGCAGAGAGAGAAGCUAGAGUACGAGCUGCGCUCCCAUGGUUUGCCGAUGUCGCACACCAGAGAGUGACAUGUUUCUACUUUUUUUUCUCGACAUUUAACCGUGCUGUAUGCUUUAAUGGGUUUUGGCUUGCAUCUCCACAAUCAUCCUCACUUGACCGUACCUCUGGCAUCGUGUCAUUCUUGCGCUGUUGGUUCGGCGUCGGCCGGUCCAUCGGCAACUCGCUAGAAAAUUCCGGUAUUAUUCUGUCGUCCAGGCCUUUUUUUUAUUGUUCUCAUGUGUGUGUGUGCGUGAUCCCGGCCGGUGCGUC